Molecule: messenger RNA, 1167 nt
Organism: Coccidioides posadasii C735 delta SOWgp
Lineage: Eukaryota; Fungi; Ascomycota; Eurotiomycetes; Onygenales; Onygenaceae
Biological process (GO): branched-chain amino acid catabolic process; response to nutrient
Molecular function (GO): catalytic activity
Source: RefSeq, a predicted model, not a curated record
AUGGCCUCCGCUCGUCAUGCCUCUCGCCGGCUCCUGGGCUCCCUAGGUUCCUGCCGCGCAUACUCAUCCCAAGCUGCCCCCGGUGCACGCCUCAAUCUCCCCGUCGACUAUAAGUCGACUCCCCUUCUCCAUCACGCAUCGUCCACGCUGUCAAAUAACCCAGAAUUACCCCAGAACGCUUCCACAAAACGAUUGAACCUGUACCAGUCCAUCAACUCCGCCCUCAGGACCGCUCUCGCUGCUGACGAGAGGGUGCUUCUGUUCGGCGAGGAUGUUGCCUUUGGUGGUGUCUUCCGGUGCUCCGUCGACCUGCAGACGGAGUUUGGUUCUGAGAGAGUGUUCAACACCCCGCUUACCGAGCAGGGUAUCGUGGGGUUCGGUAUCGGCGCCGCCGCGGAGGGAUUCAAACCCGUAGCUGAGAUCCAGUUCGCGGAUUACGUAUUUCCGGCUUUUGACCAGCUCGUCAAUGAGGCUGCCAAGUUCCGAUUCAGAGAAGGCGCCACUGGUGGUAACAUCGGCGGCUUGGUUGUGAGAAUGCCUUGCGGGGCUGUUGGACACGGUGCGCUAUAUCACUCUCAGUCUCCGGAAUCCUUGUUCACCCACGUUCCCGGCUUGCGGGUUGUCAUCCCAAGAUCCCCAACGCAGGCCAAGGGCCUCUUGUUGAACGCGAUUCUCAACUGCAAGGAUCCAGUGGUCUUCAUGGAGCCGAAAAUCCUUUACCGCGCUGCUGUCGAAUACGUGCCAACCGAGCCAUACUACCUGCCCCUUGACAAGGCGGACAUUGUCAAACCAGGAAAGGAUCUCACAGUCAUUUCUUAUGGUCAACCGAUGUAUCUCUGCUCCGAUGCCAUCGCCAAAGCCGAAAAGGACUUUGGCGCGAGCAUUGAGCUGAUUGAUCUCCGGGCAAUCUAUCCCUGGGAUCGAGAGACCGUCCUCGAAAGUGUCCGCAAGACUGGCCGGGCCAUCGUCGUCCAUGAGAGUAUGAUGAAUGCCGGUGUUGGCGCCGAGGUCGCCGCUACGAUUCAGGAGGGCGCGUUUUUGAGGCUGGAGGCUCCUGUGAAGCGAGUCACUGGCUGGGGCACCCACUGUGGUUUGAUUUUUGAGAAGUUCAACUUGCCAGAUGUUGCCAGAAUAUAUGAUGCCAUUAAGCAGACGCUUCACUAUUAA